Messenger RNA from Thyridium curvatum, 1209 nucleotides. RefSeq lists its product as uncharacterized. Lineage: Eukaryota; Fungi; Ascomycota; Sordariomycetes; Thyridiales; Thyridiaceae. The coding region runs from base 1 to 1209 and encodes 402 amino acids. The transcript has 3 exons. The record is from RefSeq and is a predicted model, not a curated record.
AUGGGGCCGUAUGGCAUGGGCUUCCCCCAGAAUGGGAUCGACAAUCACGGCUGGCAGAUGUCCAUCACCGCUGUGGUAAUGAUCAUCCUCGCAGGCCUGUUCGUGAUCGCCCGCUGUACAACCCGCAUUUGGAUGCUGGGCAAAAUCGGCUGGGAUGAUGUCGCUAUCAUCGUCUCAUUGGGCUUCUCCGUGGUGCUCUCCACGAUGAUGUGCCUCGCCAUCUCGAAUGGCUAUGGUAUGCACAAGGCCGACCUCACAAAGGCCGAGCUCAGAACGACCUUGAGGCAGUUCUUCAUCGCCCAGACGCCCUACAAGAUCACCGUCGGCCUCAACAAAGUAGCCAUCGUCCUGUUCUGCCUUGGCAUUUUCGUCACCCGGAGCUUUCGCAUUGCCGCCUACGUGGUGCUCUCCAUCAUCACCGCAUGGACUAUUGCCACGGUCGGCGCGACAAUCGGCCAGUGCGUGCCCAUUCAAGGAGCGUGGGACAAGUCUAUCAAGGCGACAUGCAUUGAUUCGGACCAAUUCUGGAUCGCCUAUGCGGUCGGCAACAUCGUGACCGAUGUCAUGGUCCUGGCACUCCCUAUUCCUUCCAUCCUAAGGCUGAAGCUGAGCGUGCGGGACAAGAUGCUGCUCUGCGGCAUCUUCUGCCUUGGUGGCUUCAAGGAAGCUAACCUUCAUAUCACAUCCAGUGUGACCAUCGCCUCCAUCAUCCGAGUCACAUCGGUGCAGAACUCGCUCAAGAACAAAGACGAUCUUACAUUCAACUUCAUCCCGCGCGGAAUCUGGACCCUCGUCGAGGCGAACCUCGGCAUCAUCUGCUCGUGUCUCCCGGUGCUCAAGAAGCCCCUGGGUCGCAUGUUCCCUCGCCUGUUCGGUUCAACCAAGAACAGCUCGGCGUACUACUUGGACAACCCACGCCAAGGCAGAGGCUACAACCUGUCGCAUCUCUCAAACCCCGACUCCACCCCCGAAAUGUGGCGAGGACAAGGCAAGAGCCGCCAGACUACCUCCGUCUCCGGCCCGGCGAAGCCAGACCCAGGACGGAAGAGCGACGAACAAUACAUCUUCACCGCUGACUCGACAAAAGGGAGCGUGGGAGGUCGUGACAGCGAUGGCGAAACUACGGGGCCGUGCAAGACGGGUGGUAUUUCAAAGCGUGUAGACUUGGUUAGGACAUCAUUUCACGAGGAGCCAAAGCCGGUUGUGUAA